This is a messenger RNA of Helianthus annuus (common sunflower), 384 nucleotides long. RefSeq lists its product as uncharacterized. Bases 1 to 384 code for a protein of 127 amino acids. Lineage: Eukaryota; Viridiplantae; Streptophyta; Magnoliopsida; Asterales; Asteraceae. The transcript has a single exon. The record is from RefSeq and is a predicted model, not a curated record.
AUGGAUUUAAAAAGUGGAGGUGAAGCCCAUUUUCUGCAAAUCCACGAGCUCGAGGAACUAAGAAGCCAUGCAUAUGAAAGUUCUAGCAGGUACAAAGAACGAGUCAAGAGGCUUCAUGACAAAAGAUUGAGAGAACAUAAAGAUUUCCGCGUUGGGGAUCUUGUUUUAUUGUACUCCUCGCGACUGCGUUUAUUCCCUGGGAAAUUAAGAUCUCGAUGGACGGGUCCUUAUACGAUCAAAGAAGUAUUUCCAUACGGAGCCGUCAUCAUCAAAAAUUUAAGUGGGGAAACAUUUAAAGUCAACGGUCAUCGUUUGAAACGUUACAUCAACGGACCGGUUGACCCGGUGGAGGAAAUUCUCGAACUCCACGUCCCGUACACUUAA